ACGUGAGAAAUGACGUUUUUCGUCCAUACAGUCAGUCGCUCCCAUCGUUAGCCACCAAACCUUUAUUUUUAUUUUUUUUUACAAAACGAACCUGAUACGAAUGUGAGCCCGUCUAUACUGGCUCUGUAUUCUUUCUGGACAUGAUGCUUUAAAUAAUAGGAUUUUUUUUUUCAAUUCUUCUUCUUCUGCGCUGCUGUGGCACUUGAACGCAUCAUGCAGCAUUUGAGAACAUGGAGAGUUGUGCUGCUGCUCACCAUGAUCUUUCACCCGGGGCUGUCAGAUAGAUACGGUUGCCUGUUUGAGAGGAAACUGUGCUCCAGGGACCAGUUUUGCUUGGAUGAUGGACUAUUUGGUCAGUGUCGUAGUUCCAAGCAAGACCGGGUCCAGUACCAGGUGACGGUUCCUGUGCUGAAAAGAAUGCAGGAAGUCCUUAAACAGCUCAUGCUACAAGGUCUUUCCUGGCAGGACGACAUCACCCAGUAUAUUUUAUCAAAGGAACUGAAGAGAGUUCCUCACGUCACCCAGUCAGACAAACCAAACUCUUCUUCACCAAUAUCUCUAUCCAAACAGCAGGGCCCCCAUCACUACAACUCCAAGUCAGGGUCGGUACCGCCUGCGGGCAAAUACAUGGACUACAUGAUUGUUGAGCCGCCUCAGACACCACUACAAAUGCAAACAGCCUCCAUCGAUCCAUAUACGUACCACCAGCACAGACACCAAGAUGAGGCAGAGAGAUCUGUCAUUGGCGGCGGUGGCUAUGCUCGCACCCCUUCAUGGUCGCAGGCCAAUCAGAGAGGGCGAGAACGAGACAGGCAACUCCUUCAAGAGGCUUUGUCCCUCUAUUUGGCUUCUGCACCACCCUCUUACCGUCAUCGCGGAUCCACCGCCAUGGCUUCUGCAGGUCUGCCUUACUAUGAUGACCUGCAACUGGAGGUUCCGGUGGACUAUGUUGAAGAUUACACCCUAGAGGAGAGACUGGGUACUAUGAACCGGCAGCCGCCGCUUCAAAAUAAGAAGGUUUCUCAAGGCUACAGCGCUCAGUUUGGAAGCAGUGACGGCUUGCUGCAGAGGAUGUCAGAUGUCCUACAGAGAUACAGAGUGGACCCCAAAGAGCUCAGUCAAGAGCAGCUCUACAAACUAGCCCUCAUACUGCAGCUCUUGCAGACCCAAGACAGGACACAAGAUCCAAAUGAGAAGGAUCUCCUCACACUCAAGGAGAUGCAGCUCUUAAAAACAGACAGCAUGCCCAAGAAGCCGGAGAGGCCUGCCUCUGCCGAUGCACCUCAAACCCUCAGACCCUUAGCCACAACUACACCGUCUACGAAGAUUACAAAGCCCCCACCAACUGUCCGUCAGUCCCCAUUGGUUUCUCCCGAAGACGGAGACAACACGGAGAAGCAGGCACCACCACAACUUGACGACACUGGAGACAAGGAGGAAUAUGGCUACAUAGUCACCAACCAGAGUCAUCUGAGUUUAUAUGAUGGAGUGAAGUUGUUGGGACUACUUGCAGAGAGGAUACACUUGGCAACCAGCAGCUUCAUCAAUAUAAGCGUGGUCGGACCUGCACUGACUUUCCGUCUCCGUCAGAAUGAACACAACAUGACUGCUGCAGAGGUGGCAGCUAAAGCCGUAUCGGAAAAGAACUUCCUGGAAACGGAGACGAGCCUGAAGAUUGUACAGAGCGGAGUGGGAGAGAGGACAAAUGCACAGGGUCUCCCUCAGGUAACCAGGGUUUCCCAGGGCUCCAGCGGGACGGUUAUCACACUGGUUUCCAUGGCAGUCGUAGGAGGAGUGUUGAUACUGGCUGUGGCCGUCGCUUGCCUCAGGCACUACGCUCACCAAGUGGCCAAUGGCAAACUGGGUCUGGGGCCAGAGGGAGGAGCCGAAACACACUUUGAUUAUCAGGAGCUAUGUCGGCAGCACAUGGCGUCCAAAUCCUCUCUGUGCCGCCAGGACUGUGUGGGCGGCGGGAGCAGCGGGAUGGCGGCUUCCGGGGGCGCCACCGGCGGCCGUCGAGGAACGGACACGUCCCGUGUGAGCAGCGUUUCCUCCCAGUUCAGCGACGGCCCUCAGCACAGCCCCUCCUCGACCCAUAGCUCAACUCCAUCCUGGAGCGAGGAGCCCGCACAGUCAAAUAUGGAUAUCUCCACCGGUCAUGUGAUUCUGGCCUAUAUGGAGGACCACCUUCGUAACAAGGACCGCCUUCAGAAGGAGUGGGAGGCCUUGUGCUCCUACCAGGCUGACCCCAGCUCAGUGGCUGUUGCGCAAACUCCCAUCAACAUGGACAAAAACAGACAAGCUGAGUCGCUCCCAUAUGAUCACUCACGUGUGAAGCUGAAACGGGAACAAAACCCCAGAAAACUAGAUUACAUCAACGCCAGCUUCAUUUCUGAUCAUGACCCCCGGCAGCCCGCUUAUAUCGCCACUCAGGGCCCUCUGACUCACACUGUGGCAGAUUUUUGGCAGAUGGUUUGGGAGAACGGUUGCACUGUGAUAGUGAUGAUGUCUGCUCUAGUGGAGGAUGGACAGAAACAAAGCGAGCGGUACUGGCCUGAUGAAGGUUCAUCGCUGUAUCACAUCUAUGAGGUGAACCUGGUGUCAGAGCAUAUCUGGUGCAAGGACUUCCUGGUGCGUAGCUUCUACCUGAAGAAUGUUCAGACACAAGAGACAAGAACCUUAACACAGUUUCAUCUGCUGAGUUGGCCGGCUGAUGGCAUCCCCACUUCCACGCGACCCCUGCUUGAUUUCCGCAGGAAGGUGAAUAAAUGCUACAGAGGUCGCUCCUGUCCAAUAAUUGUUCACUGCAGUGAUGGCACCGGAAGGACCGGCACAUACAUCCUCAUUGAUAUGGUGCUGAAUCGCAUGGCUAAAGGCGUCAAGGAGAUUGACAUUGCUGCCACAUUGGAGCACAUUAGAGACCAGAGACCCGGCCUCGUUCGCACCAAGGACCAGUUUGAGUUUGCACUGACAGCUGUAGCCGAGGAGGUGAAUGCCAUCUUGAAAGCUUUGCCACAGUGAACUGCAGCAAUAGAGGACACAAACACGACGCAAAACCACCCGAAAAUAUUGUAAAACGCCCACUUCCGCCAGAGGUCUCAGAAGAACUUAAGUGCAUCCGGUAUUUUAUCAUUUACUUGACUGAAUUUUUUCCAAAACUUGUAAUGUAAAUGUUAAAUGCGUGAAUACAUUUGUCAAAUUGUAAGACAAAAUUGUAAAACAUACACAGUGCCUGUGUGAAUUCUGAGUUUUGCUGUACCAGAAAACUGUACUCUACUGUCUUGUUUGUGUCAAUUUUGAGCUCAAGUUUUAUGGAGAUUGUUUUCGUCCAUGUUUUAUCAGAUUAUGUACUUUGAACAGCGAUACGUGCGCAUCGUUGCUUUCUUAAUUGAAUCGCAUGAAUCAGUUCAUGAUCACAUACUACAUAGGACGCACGUCCUAUCUGAUGAAAAACUCAAAAGGCUAUCUAUUGGUGCAGGAUCCAAAGUAAUUCAGCUCCCGUACUAGCAUCACAGACUAGCUGUCCUACUUAGUCAAAGACUGAAAGACUUAACAGGUCAGCUUUAGUCUGAGCUGUUCUAUUUAGUCAUAGACUCAAAAUGCUAGAUAGGAUCUGCGGUAUUACUCGGGACUCAAUCUCCCAGACGUGAGCUGUCCUAUCUAGUCUUUGAGCCGAUAAAGCUUGCCUACUUUGGAUCCUGCACCAACCUGUCAAGACUACCCGGUCAGUAAUAAUCACUUCCAGCUGACCUAUCUAGUCUUUGAGAACUUCGGUCUUGUCAGACUUAAGAUGUUCUAUCAAUACAAAAGACUAGAUAGGACAGCUAUACUCUUGAGAGGUUUGUACAGAUCCUAAGUAGUACUUAUUUUCAACACUUUGGAUGCUGCUGGAACCCCUCUUUAAUCAACUGACGAGGCCUACUUUGGAUCCUACUUUGGAUUUUUUUUUGUCAGACUAGGAAGUCUGUCGUCUGUCUUAUCAAAGAUACGGAGACUAGAUAGGACAGCGUGGAUGAAUGAGCGUAUUCCAAGGCAUCUGCUUGCUGCAGAUCACCCUCACGUUUUUGUUGUUCGGUUUCUGUGCAGCAAUGUGAUUAAUGUAAAUACUUUCCUGAGAUGAUUGUAUUUAUUUCGUGUAGCAGAAAGAUAAAAUAUCUAUAAAAAAUGUAUUUUUGACUUGAUAAAUAAAUGUGAUG
Molecule: messenger RNA, 4196 nt
Organism: Doryrhamphus excisus (bluestripe pipefish)
Lineage: Eukaryota; Metazoa; Chordata; Actinopteri; Syngnathiformes; Syngnathidae
Gene: ptprna
Product: protein tyrosine phosphatase receptor type Na
Biological process (GO): insulin secretion involved in cellular response to glucose stimulus; regulation of secretion; protein dephosphorylation
Cellular component (GO): synapse; secretory granule
Molecular function (GO): protein tyrosine phosphatase activity
Source: RefSeq, a predicted model, not a curated record